CGACAACAAUUUAAAACGAAUAGUGAAACGAAAAGGUUGCAGAGUUAAAACGGAACACCUAUAUUUCAAUCAUUGGUCGGUUUUUGAAUUCCAGCAAAAACUUAGGAUGAAAUUUUUAGUAAUUCUAGCAUCAGUUUGUGCCUUUGUAGCGGUAAAGGCACAACUCGGUUUGGGCUUAGGCAUUGAGCGAGCUGGCCCACCGCCGCCGGAGUUUUUCCAAAAUGUCAUUCUCAAUGCAGAAGCAMAGAAAGUUCUCGCAACUCCCAGUUUACCCGCUGAUUUACAACAACGUGUACGGGACACGCUGAGCAAUUCUGAAACCGGAUUCAAUAAUUGCAGUACCCUGACCACAUUGCCCUGGUUUCAAAUGCGCUGCGUGGCUUUACAACUAUCGAAGUCCAAAGCUGAAUUGAAGGCCAUAGAUGAUGAAGCAAAAGCAAGGGCGCAGGCAGCUGCAACARCGGAAGCAAGCGCACCAGCUGCCGCAGAUGCAAUAAGCAUUUAAAUUUGAUACAAAUCACUAUAACGUUAAUGUUUUAUGGUAAUAUUCCAAUUUGAAGAAUUUUGCUCUAAAAUAUUUUGGGACAUUGCAACUGAUUCACACGAAUUUUACAAAUAAACUAAAUUGUCAAUA
Messenger RNA from Bactrocera latifrons, 634 nucleotides. RefSeq lists its product as uncharacterized. Lineage: Eukaryota; Metazoa; Arthropoda; Insecta; Diptera; Tephritidae. The transcript has 2 exons. The record is from RefSeq and is a predicted model, not a curated record. The coding region runs from base 107 to 505 and encodes 132 amino acids.